This is a messenger RNA of Nicotiana tabacum (common tobacco), 1028 nucleotides long. RefSeq lists its product as uncharacterized. NCBI's taxonomy places the organism in Eukaryota, Viridiplantae, Streptophyta, Magnoliopsida, Solanales, Solanaceae. The record is from RefSeq and is a predicted model, not a curated record.
AUAAUAUUGUGCACCUGUUGUGUAAAGUCUUGGAUCUGCCAUCUGACUAGAAGGGAGGAAAAAAGAGAUGUUACUACAUAAAUUGAAAUGAUGAGCAGAUGACCUUUAGUACAAUAAGAAUCAGAGACAACUUUCUUAAGGAGAAAAAGGAGAGGUAGAGCCAUAUGGAAAACAAAUUAGAAAAGAAGCCUCGAGUUCUCUGCCUCCAUGGCCAUGGAGCCAGUGCUGAAAUAUUGAAGAAAGAAAUGGAACUUGGUUGGCCUCAAACUGUACUUGAGAAGCUCGAUUUGGUGUUCUUAAAUGGACCUUUUCUACUUCAAGAUAAAGUCGACUCUCAUGGCAUUUUUCAUCCACCCUACUUUGAAUGGUUCCAAAAUGAUAAGGACUACAAAGAAUUUUACAAUUUCGAUGAAUGUGUUGAAUACGUAGAAGCUAACAUGGAGAAGUAUGGACCAUUUGAUGGUGUUCUAGGUUUCUCUCAGGGAGCGGUUUUAACUGCAUCAAUGCCUGGAAUGCAAAGGGUAAAAGUGGCUCUGACCAAAGUACCAAAUAUAAAAUUUGUGAUCAUAAUAUCAGGGGCCAAAUUUGGAGGGCGUGAACUUGGAUUGCCCAAGCUUGCUGCUAAUGCAUUUUCAUCUCCUAUCGAGUGCCCAUCUCUACACUUCAUAGGUGAGAAGGAAACCAAAAAGCCAAACGAAGAAGAACUUGUGAAGUGCUUCGUCAAUCCUGUUGUGAUUUAUCACCCAGAGGGGCACAAAGUACCAAAUCUAGAUGCUGAAAGCGUGGAGACUGUGAUAGCAUUUAUCAACAAGGUGAAGAAAAUCAAGAUGCAAUUGCAGGGAAACUCAAAGAUGUAACUUUCUUCUCGGAAGAGAAAAUGUUUUUGUGAAAUAUGACGACAUUUAUUAAUUUAUUUAGCUUGAAGACAGUAAUAAAUGCUAAUUUUUAACUGGUCCGUCCCUUUUGAUUGUAAUAACUCCGUGAGACUCUAAUUUCGGGUUAUUAAUAUGUGUUUUGUAACUAUGGUA